UUUUGAAAAGUCUCCUGCCGGUGGGUCAGUACUGUGUCUUGGUCGGACUGCGGAACUGCCACCAUGGCCCGAUUACUGGAUAUGAAAGAGUUUGGAGAAGCUGCAAACUACCUCCGCAAAACAGACCUGGAGCUUUUGGCUGUACAGACCGUGGCGUUCGACGGUAAGAAGAGAGCGUGGGUGCCCGAUGAGAAGGAGGCGUACAUCGAGAUUGAGAUCAAGGAAAUUAGCGGUGAUAAAGUCAUCGUCGAAACUAAGGAUGGAAGGACCCUGACAGUAAAGGAGAACGACAUUCAGCAGAUGAACCCCCCAAAGUUUGACAUGAUCGAGGACAUGGCCAUGCUGACGCACCUCAAUGAGGCGUCCGUGCUCUUCAACCUGCGUCGUCGCUAUAGCAACUGGAUGAUAUACACCUACUCUGGGCUGUUUUGUGUGACGGUGAACCCUUAUAAGUGGCUGCCGGUCUACACUGCUCCUGUGGUUGCUGCUUACAAGGGAAAGCGCCGUUCUGAGGCUCCUCCCCACAUCUACUCCAUUGCUGACAAUGCCUACAAUGACAUGUUGCGCAAUCGAGAGAACCAAUCAAUGCUGAUCACCGGAGAAUCCGGUGCUGGCAAAACUGUAAACACGAAACGUGUAAUUCAGUAUUUUGCCAUUGUAGCUGCCCUGGGUGAAGCAGUCACCAAAAAAGGAGGGCCUGCCACUAAAACAGGGGGCACACUUGAGGACCAGAUCAUCGAGGCCAACCCGGCCAUGGAGGCUUUUGGCAAUGCCAAAACUGUGAGGAAUGACAACUCCUCCCGAUUUGGCAAGUUCAUCCGAAUUCACUUCGGUCCCUCAGGGAAACUGGCCUCUGCUGAUAUUGACAUCUAUCUUCUGGAAAAAUCCAGAGUGAUAUUUCAGCAGCCCGGAGAGCGCAGUUACCACAUCUACUACCAGAUCAUGUCCCAGAAGAAGCCAGAGCUUCUUGACAUGCUGCUGGUCUCCACCAACCCCUAUGACUACCACUUCUGCUCGCAGGGAGUGACCACAGUGGAAAACCUGGAUGACGGACAGGAGCUGCUGGCCACAGAUAAUGCUAUGGACAUCCUGGGCUUCAGUGCUGAAGAGAAGUAUGGCUGCUAUAAAAUAGUGGGUGCCAUAAUGCACUUCGGCAACAUGAAGUUCAAGCAGAAGCAGAGAGAGGAGCAAGCCGAGGCUGACGGCACUGAAAGUGCGGACAAGGCCUCCUACCUGAUGGGGGUCAGUUCAGCUGACCUCAUCAAGGGACUCCUGCACCCCCGGGUCAAGGUGGGAAAUGAGUAUGUCGUCAAGGGACAGAAUGUCGAACAGGUGAACUAUGCGGUGGGUGCUCUGGCCAAAGCCACCUACGACCGCAUGUUCAAGUGGCUGGUUGGGCGAAUCAACAAGACCCUGUAUACCUCCCUGCCACGCCAGUUCUUCAUUGGUGUCCUGGACAUUGCAGGCUUUGAGAUCUUCGAUCUCAACAGCUUCGAGCAGCUCUGCAUCAACUUCACCAAUGAGAAACUGCAACAGUUCUUCAACCACCACAUGUUCAUAUUGGAGCAGGAGGAGUACAAGAGGGAAGGCAUUGAGUGGACCUUCAUUGACUUCGGUCUGGACCUGCAGGCCUGCAUUGAUCUUAUCGAGAAGCCCCUGGGGAUCAUGUCUAUCCUUGAAGAGGAGUGCAUGUUCCCAAAGGCCACGGAUAACAGCUUCAAAGCCAAAAUGUAUGACAACCACAUCGGCAAGUCGGCUAACUUCCAAAAGCCACGGCCUGACAAGAAGCGCAAGUAUGAGGCCCACUUUGAGCUGGUGCACUACGCCGGCGUGGUACCAUACAAUAUUUGUGGCUGGCUGGACAAAAACAAAGACCCCCUUAAUGAAACAGUGGUGGCAUGUUUCCAGAAGUCAUCCGGCAAGCUCUUGGCCAGCUUGUAUGAGAACUACGUUGGCUCUGAUGCAGUGGCCGACCACAAACCAGGAAUAAAGGAGAAGAGAAAGAAAGCGGCAUCCUUCCAGACUGUGUCCCAGCUACACAAGGAGAACCUGAACAAGCUGAUGACCAACCUGCGCAGCACCCAGCCUCACUUUGUGCGCUGCAUCAUCCCCAACGAGACCAAGACUCCAGGGGCCAUGGACCCUUUCCUGGUGCUGCACCAGCUGCGCUGUAACGGCGUGCUGGAGGGGAUCCGCAUCUGCAGGAAGGGCUUCCCCAACCGCAUCCUGUACGCAGAGUUCAAACAGCGAUACCGCAUUCUGAAUCCCCAGGCCAUCCCAGAUGAUAAAUUUGUGGAUAGUAGGAAGGCGGCCGAGAAGCUGCUGAGCUCUCUGGACAUCGACCACAACCAGUACAAGUUUGGCCACACCAAGGUGUUCUUCAAGGCAGGCCUGCUGGGGCAGCUAGAGGAGAUGAGGGACGAGCGUCUGGCCAAAGUCCUGACCCUGCUGCAGGCCUUGAGCCGUGGCAAGAUCAUGAGGAUGGAGCUGCAGAAGAUGAUGGAGAGAAAGGAGGCACUGAUGAUCAUACAGUGGAACAUCCGUGCCUUUAACGCAGUGAAACACUGGCCCUGGAUGAAGCUCUUCUUCAAGAUCAAGCCCCUGCUGAGGAGCGCCACCACCGAGAAGGAGCUUGCCAGCCUGAAGGAGGAGUUCCUCAAGCUGAAAGAGGCGCUGGAGAAGUCUGAGGCCAAGCGCAAGGAGCUGGAGGAGAAGCAGGUCACUCUGAUCCAAGAGAAGAAUGACCUGUCCCUGCAGCUCCAGGCCGAGCAAGAUAACCUAGCAGACGCAGAGGACCGAUGUGACCUGCUGAUCAAAACCAAGAUCCAGCUGGAGGCCAAAGUGAAGGAGUUGAUGGAGCGGCUGGAGGACGAGGAGGAGAUGAAUGCCAGCAUCCUCGCCAAGAAGCGGAAGCUGGAGGACGAGUGCGCUGAGCUGAAGAAGGACAUUGAUGACCUGGAGAUCACGCUGGCUAAGGUGGAGAAGGAGAAGCACGCCACCGAAAAUAAGGUGAAGAACCUGAUUGAGGAGAUGGCAGCUCUGGAUGAGACCAUCCUGAAGCUGACCAAGGAGAAGAAGGCCCUGCAGGAGGCUCACCAGCAGACACUGGAUGACCUUCAGGCCGAGGAGGACAAGGUCAACACACUGACCAAAGCCAAGGCCAAGCUGGAGCAACAAGUGGAUGACCUGGAAGGCUCCCUGGAACAGGAGAAGAAGUUGCGUUUGGACCUGGAACGAGCCAAGCGCAAGCUGGAGGGGGAUCUCAAACUGUCCAUGGAGUCUGUCAUGGACUUGGAAAAUGAUAAGCAGCAACUGGAAGAGAAACUGAAAAAGAAAGACUUUGAAAUGAAUCAGAUCAGCUCCAAGGUUGAAGAUGAGCAGGCAUUGGUGAUUCAACUACAGAAGAAAAUCAAAGAGUUACAGGCGCGCACAGAGGAGCUGGAGGAGGAGCUGGAAGCAGAAAGGGCAUCGCGGGCAAAGGUGGAGAAGCAGCGGGGUGACGUAGCGCGGGAGCUGGAGGAGCUGAGUGAGCGGCUGGAGGAGGCGGGCGGGGCCACCUCCGCCCAAAUCGAGAUGAACAAGAAGAGGGAGGCCGACUUCCUGAAGCUGCGGCGGGACCUGGAGGAGGCCAUGCUGCACCACGAGGCCACGGCCGCCGCCCUGCGGAAGAAGCACGCGGACAGCGUGGCCGAGCUGGGCGAGCAGAUCGACAGCCUGCAGCGGGUCAAGCAGAAACUGGAGAAGGAGAGGAGCGAGGCCAAGAUGGAGGCCGACGACCUGGCCUCCAACCUGGAGCAGCUCUCCAAGAGCAAGGCUAACUCUGAGAAGAUGUGCCGGAUGUACGAGGACCAGCUGAGCGAGUCCAAAGCCAAGGUGGAGGAGCUCCAGAGGCAGCUGAAUGAAGUCACCUCACAGCGAGCCAGAGCCCAGGCAGAGAGUGGUGAGCUGGGCAGGAAACUGGAGGAGCGUGAGGCUCUGGUCACCCAGCUGCAACGCACCAAGAACUCCUUCUCCCAGAAUGCAGAGGAGCUCAAGAAGCAGCUGGAGGAAGAGAACAAGGCAAAGAACGCCCUGGCUCACGCGCUGCAGUCCUCCAGACAUGACUGUGACCUGCUGAGGGAGCAGUACGAGGAGGAGCAGGAGGCCAAGUCAGAGCUCCAGCGUGCUCUGUCCAAGGCUAAUGCUGAGGUGGCUCAGUGGAGGACCAAGUAUGAAACUGACGCCAUCCAGAGGACUGAGGAGCUUGAGGAGGCCAAGAAGAAGCUGGUGACACGCCUGCAGGACGCAGAGGAAGCUGUGGAGGCCGCCAACGCCAAGUGCUCCUCGCUGGAGAAGACCAAGCACCGGCUGCAGACGGAGAUCGAGGACCUGGUGGUGGACCUGGAGCGGUCCAACUCCGCCGCCGCCGCCCUGGACAAAAAGCAGCGCAACUUCGACAAGGUGCUGGCCGAGUGGAAGCAAAAGUUCGAGGAGACGCAGUCGGAGCUGGAGUCCUCGCAGAAGGAGUCCCGCGGCUUGAGCACCGAGCUCUUCAAGCUGAAGAACGCCUACGAGGAGGCGCUCGACCACCUGGAGACCGUCAAGCGGGAGAACAAGAACCUCCAAGAGGAGAUUGCCGAUCUGACGGACCAGAUCAGCCAGGGCGGGAAGAUGAUCCACGAGUUGGAGAAGAUCAAGAAGGGGCUGGAUCAGGAGAAGAGCGAAAUCCAGGCUGCGCUGGAGGAGGCUGAGGGCACUCUGGAGCAUGAGGAGAGCAAGACCAUGCGCAUCCAGUUGGAGCUCAACCAGAUCAAGGCCGAGAUCGACAGGAAGCUGGCGGAGAAGGACGAGGAGAUUGACAACCUCCGCCGGAACCACCAGCGUGCCCUGGAGUCCAUGCAGGCCACUCUUGAUGCAGAGGCCAAGUCCCGCAACGAGGCCAUCAGGCUGAAGAAGAAGAUGGAGGGCGAUCUGAACGAGAUGGAGAUCCAGCUGAACCACGCCAACCGCCAGGCCACCGAGUCGCAGAAGCUGGUGCGCCACCUGCAGGCCCAGAUUAAGGACCUGCAGAUCGAGCUGGACGAGACGGUCCACCAGAACGAGGAGCUGAAGGAGCAGACGGCGGUGACGGAGCGGAGGAACAACCUGCUGACGGCGGAGGUGGAGGAGCUGAGGGGCCUGCUGGAGCAGAAUGACCGCGCCCGCAAGCUAGCCGAGCACGAGCUGCUGGAGGCUACCGAGAGGGUCAACCUGCUGCACUCACAGAACACAGGUCUGAUCAACCAGAAGAAGAAGCUGGAGGCUGAUCUGUCCAUGCUGUCAGGGGAGGUGGAUGAAGCUGUGCAGGAGUGCCGCAACGCUGAGGAAAAGGCCAAGAAGGCCAUCACGGAUGCGGCCAUGAUGGCAGAGGAGCUGAAGAAGGAACAGGACACUAGUGCUCACCUAGAGAGGAUGAAGAAGAACAUGGAGCAGACCAUCAAGGACCUGCAGAUGCGCCUGGACGAGGCUGAGCAGAUUGCCCUCAAGGGCGGCAAGAAGCAGAUCCAGAAACUGGAGAGCCGGGUGAAGGAGCUAGAGAACGAGCUUGAGUGUGAGCAGAAGAAAAGCAAUGAAUUCCAGAAGGGAGUGCGCAAGUACGAGAGGAGGAUCAAAGAGCUCACCUACCAGACAGAGGAGGACCGCAAGAACCUGGCACGUCUGCAGGAGCUCAUUGACAAGCUGCAGUCCAAGGUGAAGAGCUACAAACGGCAAACUGAGGAGGCGGAGGAGCAGGCCAACUCCAACCUGUCCAAGUACAGGAAGAUCCAGCACGAGCUGGACGAUGCAGAGGAGCGUGCCGAGAUGGCCGAGACGCAGGUCAACAAGCUGCGUAUUCGCACUCGGGACCAAGGGGGAAAGCUGGCAGAAUGAAAAGGAAAACGUCAAACAGCAGGCUGCUACCAGAAAGCACACCCAGGAAGCUGCA
Megalops cyprinoides (Indo-Pacific tarpon) is the source of this 5944-nucleotide messenger RNA. It is a transcript of the gene myh7ba, whose product is annotated as myosin, heavy chain 7B, cardiac muscle, beta a. The transcript has 42 exons. Gene Ontology annotation, cellular component: myosin complex. Bases 64 to 5889 code for a protein of 1941 amino acids. NCBI's taxonomy places the organism in Eukaryota, Metazoa, Chordata, Actinopteri, Elopiformes, Megalopidae. Gene Ontology annotation, molecular function: cytoskeletal motor activity; ATP binding; actin filament binding. The record is from RefSeq and is a predicted model, not a curated record.